Messenger RNA from Malaya genurostris, 5766 nucleotides. Its product is annotated as fasciclin-3-like. The record is from RefSeq and is a predicted model, not a curated record. The transcript is spliced from 5 exons. Lineage: Eukaryota; Metazoa; Arthropoda; Insecta; Diptera; Culicidae. Bases 4208 to 5365 code for a protein of 385 amino acids. Gene Ontology annotation, cellular component: adherens junction. Gene Ontology annotation, biological process: heterophilic cell-cell adhesion; homophilic cell-cell adhesion.
CAUCAAUAACGAAAUAAGAUAUUAUAACUAAUUUUGAUGUUAAACAGAUAUUGUAUAAUUUCUUGAUUCCUUGGAUGCAAUAUCUCGAAAAUAUCAAUUAUCGCUGUGAUAACACAGAAACAUCAAGCCAAGAUAUGAUGGUAAAAGUUGUUAUUAUUUUGAUCUUUGUUUGCUAUUUACACCUACCCGGGAUGAUGCGAGCGCCGACCCAAGGCCUGCAGAAUCACACCAAAGGCCUGCCAGUGAAAGUCGUCAGUCGUCAGUCGAAUUCAUUUUCUUUGGAAUCCGAUUGAAAAUCACAAUGAACUCCGAGUCAAAUUUCGGAAGAGUUCACCAAGUGUACACGACAAGAGCCAUCUCUGUUCUGUCUAAAUGCAGACCCUGUUGGUCGUGACAAUUCGAGGCACUUUUCAGUCCCAUAUAUCAUCAUUAAGAGUUAAUUGAUUUUUUUUCAUUCUUACCAAAAGAUGCUGCGAAAUAGGUAUUAAUUGAAAGAGAAGAAAACGCCGAAGAAAACUUCAAAAAAUUUCAGAACCCCCCUCUUGAAUGACUCCUGCGCACGGACCUGCAAUUCACUCAAUCGAUCAACUAACUGAUAUUCGGAAGUGUGGAUGAGGCGUGCCAGUUUUACUCGUAUUCACGACAUCCAGUUACGUCUCUGACAUUACCCACCCACCUUUCUUUUCGUUUCCAAACCAUAAAGUUGUCCUUCCAGUCGGUGAUGUGUUGCAAUAAGUGUACUGAUCCUGAUUGCUCCGACCGGAUACGCAGUCGACUGAUGGCAGCAAUCAUGCAAAAGCUGUUUUUUUUUUUCAUUAUAGAGGCUUUAUCCUCAAGGUCAUUCACCUGUUUGGGCCAGGAAAAACUUGAUCCUAUGUGCGGGAUUGGGAAUCAAUCUAUUCAAAGUGGUAAAUCAAGCAAAUAAAAACAGUUCAGUUUUUCCAGAAAGUUAUGAUUUUUUUUUGGAAAUAUCCACAAAGCAUUUUAGCUCACAUUGAACAAAUUUUAAUUAAUUGAAAGAUUACAAAUAUCAAGCGAUACAGGAACUAAAAAUCGGUCUUUGAUACAGGGACUUAAAAUUACAUUUGCCUGUAUGUGAAAAUGCAUCACAAUACGUGACAUAAGUGUAAAUCAGAGAUAUAUAGCAACGUUGCAAAUUAUCUAAAUUCUCCUAAACUUACCCACACCUACUUGACCACAGAAAACAGAUAUCCAAGCUACACCCUUAGAAAAAAAUAAAUUUACGCUUGACGUAAAUUCAGACAUGCCGUAAUUUCUACGAUGAUGACACAAUAUUACAUCUACUAACAUGUAAAAUUAAAUUUUGCAUCUGUGUCGAUAUAAGCUUCAGUUGAAUUAACUGUGAAGUUAAUUAUAUGACUUAUUUUCACAUUCACAUAGUAAUCUAUCAUCAAGCAAGAAAAAGCGAAAGGCUUGAAUUUACGUAAUGCCUAAUUGGUAAAUUUUCCAAGAAUUCACUAAGAAAAUAUCGUUUAAACUUACUAUCCAAUUUACGCAACAUGCUCAACUAAAUUUAUAUAUCAGGUGUACAACUUUGCUUCCGCCUUUUUUCCAUCAUUAAAAGCUUUAUUACGAAAAAGUGCUUACAGAUGUCCUCUUUUGACGCUAUCCAUGAAGCAAUCCAUUUUUCCUACUCUUAGAAGGAUUGAAAAUUUUUAUCUGCCAGGCCGUGUGUCAUCGAACGGAAUAGGUGGAAGUCAGAAGGGGAGACAUCUGGGGAAUACGGCGCGUGGGGCAAGACUUCCCAUUUCAGCGUUUCCAGGUACUUUUUGACCACUUUUGCGACGUGAGGCCGAGCAUUGUCGUGUCGGAGGAUGACUUUGUCAUGUCGCUCUUGAUAUUGCGGCCGCUUUUCUUUUAGCGCGCGACUAAGGUUGCUGUCAGAGUGAAAGCGUCACGCGAAGCGUCUGGACGCGCGGGUGAGCUAGUUACAUUUGAUUAAAGCAAACCUGUCAGAGUAAAUGCGAAUGUAAAACAGUACAUCGCAUUGAAUCGCUUCGCUUCGGUCCGCAUUCCGCGCUCACUCUGGCAUCAACCUAAGGCGCAUCAGUUGCGUUCGGUAGCGAUCUCCUGUGAUGGUUUCACCCAGUUUUAAGAGCUCGUAGUAAAUCACACUCAGCUGAACCCACCAAAUACAAAACAUAACCUUGACGCCGUGAAUAUUCGGUUUUGCCUUCGAUGAAGUAGCAUGCCCGGGCCUUACCCAUGAUUAGGAUUUAGGAUUAUCGUAUCGAACCCACUUUUUAUCACCGGUUACCGGAUUCGAUGAAAGAACUUUUUACGAUUUUGUCUUUGAAGCAGUUGCUCACAUACAAAUAGACGGCGCUCGAUGUCCCUCAGUUUCAACUCGUACGGCACCCAGUUUCCUUCUUUCUGAAUCAUGCCCACAGCCUUGAGACGUUUUGAAAUGGCUUGCUGACUCACUCCCAACGAUUCGGCUCUUCAUGGGUUUGGCACGAAUCUUCAUCAAGCAAUGCUUCUAGUUGUUCAUCUUUGAAGGUUUUUUCUCUUCCACCACCAUGUUUGUCUUCGACAUCGAAAUCACCAUUUUUAAAACGUUGAAACCACUCCCGACACGUUCUUUGACUCAGAGCAGCAUCACCGUAAGUUUCUGAGAGCAUUCGAUGCGCUUCAGCUGCAUUUUUUUCGAUUUGUAACAGAAAAGUAAAACUUCCCGCAAAUGGCGAGAAUUGGGCACAUCAACAGAUAUUUUCGAGCGUGAAUAUUACGAAAACAAGAACAACUGUCACUGAAACGACGAUGAAAAUUCGUUAGGCACUGUACACACUCACUUUAAAGACAUUAUCAGCCUCAGCCGGUACAGCCACCUUUCGGAAAACGGCGGAAGCAAAGUUGUACACCUGAUACUCUGUUUUCUAUGUGUAGGAAAAUGUAAUUUUACAUUUCGGUAACUGGAUAGGUUUGCCAAGGUGUUCUUUCUCGUCAAAUUCUGUAAUAUUACGGGGGAUAUUUUGUGAAUUGCAUCAUACGUGGAGUUUUGUCACCAAUGCAAUUCAUGUUUUCUCACAUACUUUGGCUGCGAGAAACAAAUAUAAGUUCUACUUAUGCUAAACGGGAAAACAACUGCGUCAUUCACCAGCUUAAUGUGGUUCUACUUUUGUUAGUGAUAGUUCAAGAAAUUCCAGCACUGCCUGGAAUCAAAAUGCUUAUAACUUAUAUCCAACUCUACGAUCUAUCCGGGAAAAAAAGACUUUAAGUCGGUGUCAUCAUCAAUGCAAUGAUUCAGGUCUUCAUCCUUCGGACUAAAGCAACUGGAAUGCCCACCAUAUUGGUUCAAGAUAACGAGUAGCUCGACUGAUAAGCAAAUCGUGAAGCGACGCUACGGCUGCAUACCGUUACCGGAUUGUACUGGCAACUCACUAUUCUCGACCAUGAUCCGAUCAAUAAAAGUCUUGUUAGCUGUUCACUAAGCUGUCAGUACGAAUCAGUCGCCUCAAGUGGCACCAAUGUUCAACUUAACCGACAGCAAUUAGCAGUUAAUUAUACCUAAACGUGAUAAUAAUUCCAUAGCAUGUCAUUAAAAGCGAUUUGGCGAGUGAACAAAUUAAUAGCCCAUAAAACAUCAUUAGACAAUUAACAAAUUCAAUAAGAUUAUUUACCCAAGGCGUGAUCACGUACAAAGUGCUAUCGAUAACAGUCUGCCUUAUCGAGAACAGCGCUUUGAUCUUCACCGUGUCGAUCGACUCGACGGUCGUUGGAUCCUCGUGGGAGACAGGAAUACUACAUUAACUCUCACGUGCUGCAUCUUUGGCGUCUCUUUGCUUCGGUUAGUAGUAACCAACCGCGGCGUCGUACCGAAGAGAGUGAACUACGAUUCAUUCGACCAGACGCCGCCACACGGUAGAGCACAAAACAGUCUGAAAGCAGAGCCGGGGAAGUGGUGGUACAAAAAGUUCAGAGCGCGUGAGCUACAUUUGCGCUUUCGAUUUCAGUCGCUUGAGUACGACGGGCCAAGCCAAGUGUGCACUCGAACUGAGUAGUGGGUGAUGUAACGAUUGCUCUGUGCGGACCAAGUGUCAACUAUUGUUAUUGUUUGCUGCGAAUUCCGUUUGAUUGAGCAGCUAGUGGUAUAUCGGGUGGACUGUCGGUAGCAGGUCACAAGUGUUGCGAUUUACGCAUUUUUUCGGUCGGCCACUGGAUAAUUCAGACCGAAGAAAAGUGCGACAUGAUGAACGGGAAUUCGAGACGACGGCUCAGCUCGGUAGCGAUGUGGUCAGCCACGGGGCUGUGUGUUGCUCUUUUCACGCUCGUUGAAUCACAAGAAAUUCAGACCAUUCCAUCAACGGCCUACGUGAAAACUUUGGCCAAAAACGUCAACCUUCUAUGCCAUAGUGAUAAACCGAUCGAGUUCUGUAGUGUUCAAAUUCCCGGAAUCACGGGUACCCACGACAUCCGACACCUGCCAACUGACAUCAAAUACUACGGAGACAGUUUGCAUCGGGGAGAUUGCGGCAUUGAAAUAGCGAAGUUGAAGGCAUCCAACGAAGGUAAAUUCUACUGCAACCUAACGAUUGGAGGGGAGGUUUUUCGGGAGGCGAUCGAUAUUGUAAUAGCCGUUAGCCCAGAACCGACGGAGAUUGAACUGGGACGAAACACGAUCAUCCAGCAUGGAGGCUUAGCACCGAACCAGACACUGGCUGUGAAGUGUAUCUCCCAGGAUGCUAUACCUCAGGCCAACUUGAGCUGGUUCCUUGAAGAUGAUCCCAUCGAUGAAAAACUGCCAGGACCGAUUGUCACUAGCGUUACGGUAGAUAAGAAAGGCAAAAAGCUAACCACCGUGACACAAGAAUUAAACUAUCCUAUCGCGGUGGCUGAUUGUGGCAAGAAAAUCAUCUGCAGAGCAGAACACUUUGCCAUCAGCAAGGGCUACUAUCGAGCUUUUCUUCCAUUGAAUAUUCGAAUUCCUCCUCAGCCAGUCCCUGCAAUAUACAUCGGAGAAGGAGCUCAUGCCGUUGUAAAUGUUACACUGAAGUCGAAUCCUCGACCGAAAACAAGUUGGAAGAUCGAUGGAAUCGCUAUCAACGAGGGCCAAUCCGUGGGACCCUACCAGGCAUACAUUCCCAAAGAUAUGGACUACGGGAAUUAUUUGGUUCUGCUGAAAAUCAACGAGCAAACGGAGCAGACGAAAUUGUUUGAGCUGGUCGCUACCAAUGAGCUGGGAACGCAAACCUACGUUAUAAAAGCAAGCAAGUAUCCGGCCUCGGAUGGCGACAACGACGAGGACAAUGAAGUGACACCCAAAAAUGGAGCCGUUUUCUGGCUCGUCAGCAUAUGGACGUUCUUUUGCUCUGUGAUAGUGACAUGUGUGUUACGAGUUCCUUAACUACUUGCUAUAACAUAUAUUGUACCAUAAAUUGGUUGCGUCAGUGUUCGGAUCGUUUUCUUCCGGUUCGUUGGACAGGGAACAGCAGUCGAGAGAAGUCGAUUCGGUUACUGAGCAAACAAUUUGCAUGAACAGUAUUGUGCAGACAAACAGCAAAAACUGAAGCUGAUGUCGAAUUUUUUAUACUAUGGAAGAUACAGGAUAAGUCAGUCCAAUACGUUACUAAUGCAAGGCUUCGUUGUUGUUGUAGAGUGUCGAAUAUUAGGUUUUAGUGCUUAUUUAUUGAAUGAAACUGCAUUUAUUAAGUUAAACGAAAGUGUGUGGGACAAACAGUGGACUAAUCGUCAAAUGUGAAAGAUUUCAACAACACUUGAUAGGUACAAAUAAAUGGUUUUACCAGA